Molecule: messenger RNA, 1617 nt
Organism: Saccharomycopsis crataegensis
Lineage: Eukaryota; Fungi; Ascomycota; Saccharomycetes; Ascoideales; Saccharomycopsidaceae
Product: tRNA lysidine(34) synthetase
Exons: 1
Coding region: 1-1617 (538 amino acids)
Biological process (GO): tRNA processing
Molecular function (GO): ATP binding; ligase activity, forming carbon-nitrogen bonds
Source: RefSeq, a predicted model, not a curated record
AUGAUGAUCACCCCUCAGCAGUUUAGCACUUCCAUCAGAAGCUUAUUCCCCAAUGGCUUACCAUCGAAACUCGCCAUUGCUCUUUCAGGAGGAGUGGAUUCGAUGUGUUUGACCUAUCUUGUUUCCCAAUACCUCAAAAAUCAAGGAAUGUCGCCGGCGCUGGUGCUUGCCAUCACCAUCGACCAUAAGCUACGAAAAGAGAGCUCUCAGGAAGCCCAGGCUAUUGGUAAAUACGUGACGAACACCUUUGGGGUUAAGCAUCUCUCGUAUCCUUUGCAAUGGCCCAAAGGAUACGAUACCUCAUCGAAUAAUUUUGAACACUCGGCAAGAAUUCUAAGAUAUCGGGCCAUACGGGAUAUUUGUGGGGAAAAAGAUAUCACUAAUUUGUUGACGGGUCAUACAAGAGAUGAUAAUAUUGAAACGUAUAUCUUGAGAAGUUUAAGGGAACCAAGAAAUCCAUAUUUUUCAGAAGACAGCAGGCUGUACGGGAGGUAUCUUGCAAAUCGGGUGUUUGGCCAAUGUGGAAUCAAGAGCCAGUCGAAAUUUCCUCUAAGGGACAAUGCCCCGCCACCAUCGUUCAACAAGAUAAUGGUAACUCGACCGCUUCUUGAAUUUUCUAAAUCAGAUUUAAUGGAAACUUGUAAGAACGAAAACAUUCGCUGGUUCGAAGACCCUACUAAUGUGGACCCUGAAAUUACCGAGAGAAAUAAAAUACGAAACGAUUUGAAAGAAAUGCAACCGGAGGUUCGAAAAGAAAAAGAACAGCAGAUACUUGGGCGGAUUCAGAGAUCUAAUGGUCUUGUUGAUAAUUAUCAUCAUGAAAAAAAUAUGAUCCAUGAAUUCUUGAAGCAAAAUUAUUGGAUCACUAAAAAUAGGGAGAUAUCUUCGAUUUCCAUGAAGAUUCCUCUGGAUAUACUUUUUCACUCGACUUCUCCAGCACUCAAUAGGCUUUUUUUUGACCUUUUGGAAUCGAUUUCCCCAUCCACGGAUUAUCAUUACAAAUUCCUAAAACUCUCAAAUCUCUCUGAAGAUUUGAUGUCUCUGGCAUUAUCCUUCGAAGCAGAAGGAGUAAUAUCUCCAUCUGAAUUCUUGAAUAUGAGUUUCAAAUAUAAGAAAUCUUCUAAAAGAUUAUCAUUAACGCAGGAACAGAAGCUUGAUGAAACAUUUGGGUAUAUAAACUGCCGUCACAAUCGGGGCACUUUAGUUGAAAUAGAAAUUAGCAGACAGAAAAUGAGUAGAAAUGAUAUUCAAAGAGAGCAUAAGUGUCUUGCCGUAUUAGAGGAAUGGUCAGAUCAUUGGAUUGAUUAUGACAACCGUUUUUAUUUCAAGUUUAAAGAAAACAAGCGUGAUGAUUCAGGUUACUAUCCCAAUUAUGUCAUUAGGCCUUUUGAGAUAAGGCAAGAUAAAGGGAGAAUUAAAAACCAAUGGGGCACCAAGAAGCUGGAAGGGAAGAAUGUCGAUAUAACCGACGCGGUUUGCAAAAUGGCAAACAAGUAUUCAAUUCCGAUAUUGGAAAACAUUAAAACCGGACAAGUGAUCGGGUUUCCUCCAUUGUACAUGCACGAACCGGUUUUAAAAGAAUUGGGACUUGAGUGGCAGGUUGGCUAUAGAGAAUGA